Molecule: messenger RNA, 6223 nt
Organism: Drosophila santomea
Lineage: Eukaryota; Metazoa; Arthropoda; Insecta; Diptera; Drosophilidae
Product: polyglutamine-repeat protein pqn-41
Exons: 10
Coding region: 417-5270 (1617 amino acids)
Cellular component (GO): chromocenter; nucleus
Molecular function (GO): chromatin binding; DNA binding
Source: RefSeq, a predicted model, not a curated record
CCACCUUCGGUCACAUCACAUUUUGUUGUUGUCGCGGUCGGAAAAGUGCACGGAGUGACGGUCGUCGAUUCGUCGAUUUUCCGUUAAAUACAGCAUACAAAUUCCAAAACAAAUGCGCGCACUCGCCGCCGCCGAAAAAGCAGCGCAAUAAGCUAAACGCAAACGCCGUUGUCGCAUUAUUAAAGCUAAAAAAGGAAGCAGAGUGGCAUACAAAAUAAUAUCAUUGCAAAAAAAAGUGAAAUUAAGUGUUUAAAAAAAAGAAAAGAAACCAUAAAAAAACAUGAACAUGACAUGGCCGCGUCUCGUUUACACAAUAACUCAAAAUUAAUUUAAUAUGCUGGCAAAUGAGCAAAGCGAAAAGCAAGCUAAAAGGCUCUGAAUCGCGUAGGAGCUCCUGAACGGCUGCUGUUAUCGCCAUGGCCGCCGCAUCUGCUGGCCAGCAACAGCAGCAACAUCAGCACCAGCACAAGCUGAACAUAGCUGGGAGUGCUGAGACGGUGGUCAGCGGUAUGCACCAUCAGCAGCAACAUCACCAGCAGCAGCAACAGCAGCAGCAGCAGCAUCAGCAUCAACAGAUCAAUAUGUUCAAGCAGCAGCAGCAGCAAAUGUUGCCUUUGCAGCAGCAACAUCAUCAGUUUUUCCAGCAGCAACAGACAAAAUUUGUAUCGCGGGUCGUUACAAGUGCAGCGGUGCAACAGCAGCAACAUCUCCAGCAACAGCAACAGCAGCAGCACCAACAGCAGCAACAGCAACAGAUAUUACCAGCUGGCUUGGUAAGCGGCAAUGGCAGCGGCAACAUGAUGCAAGUGGCAAAUCUGCAUCUGCAGCAGCAGCAGCAGCAACAACAGCAGCGAAACAGUCAGCAGCACAUAUUUGUCUGCCCCACCAGCAACCAGCAACUCCUUCUGCAACAGCAACAACAUCAGCAGCAGCAACAACAGCAACAAACCAAACAGCGCCAGGCGCAAAUAAAGUUGCCAAUAAAGUCAGCGGCAACAACGGGAGUAACGGCAGCAACUGUUGCUGCUGCAACUGCUACUGCUACUGGGGCAACGCAUUGCAUGUCCACAACAACAACAAAUGCGGCGCGUCAAAUGAGCCAGAACAAUCAGCUCUAUGCCAAGAAUGUUGCCAAAGCCAACAAUGCCAGUAGCAAUGGCCAUCACAUCAACAGGAAGACGGCCACCAGCUACAAUGGAAAUUUGGCCCCCGGCUGGCGUCGCCUGACCAACAACAAUGAGGUGGCCUAUAUCAGCCCCUCGGGCAAAACGCUGCGCACGCAGUUCCAGAUCAAGGACUAUCUGCUCACACAGGGUACCUGCAAGUGCGGCCUGCCGUGUCCGCUGCGCCCGGAAUUCCUAUUCGACUUUAAUGCCCAGGUGCCCAACAUGCCGCUCAAGUUGCCAACGGAGGCGUCAACGGCGAUGCCAACACCUUGCCUGCACCAGCGGCGAUUUCUUGAAUCUCAGCAGCUUCAGCUGCCACCGCAGCCAUCCCAAAUGCAACAGCAACAUCUACAGCAGCAACAGCACCAGCAGCAACAGCAACAGCAGCAGCAACAACAGGCUGUCAAAGAUGUAUCUGGAUCUGUAGCCGUAUCCGUAUCUGGGCCAGCAGCUGUCAGCGAUGUGUUCUCCACGCUGAUGACAUCGACGGCGAGAACGACGACAACGGCGACACCAACAGCAGCAACAUCAACAGCAGCAGCAGAACAGGCGGCAACAACCACCACACACGAAAUGGCCAACAAAGACGCUGAUUGCCACAAGUACGGCAAUAACAAAUUACCUGCCUCAAAUCGGACGGCGACCACGACCACGCCCACGCCCACGCCAGCUCCAACGCCCCCGCCUCAGCAUUCAACUAGUCAAGCAUUAGCAUUAGGCGGCGUUCCAGUUGGCGGACACCAGUCCAAGCGUCCAACUGGUGGCCAUGUGAUAAAGCAGCCAGCCUCCGUUCUUGGGCCACCAUCCACGCCGGCCAUGGCUGCCGGUGGAGCGCUCACAGUCAUCCAACAGCAGCAACCCAACUUUAAGGACGAUCCUGCUGGCUAUCUGCAACAGCAAACAGCACUGCUGCAUACCAGCCUUGGAGUCGGUUUGGAUGCAACGAAAACGGCGCCGGGAACUGCCACUGCGAGAGCUCUGCCCCAAGAACCCAUCGUUCACAGCUCGCAGCAGCAGCAACAGCAGCAGCAGCAACAACUGCAGCAACAGCAACAACUGCACCAACAGUUGCAGCGCCAAAAGAUUCGUCGUCUGUCGCUCUUCGGGAAAUGGGAAACGGAUCCUGCACCCGCCACCAGCUCUCAACCAACAAGUGGAACACGAACACUGCAAGUGGAUGCGGCCGCCUUCGCACGCCCCCAGAAACCACAGAUCACUGGCGUAACACUGGUGCCAGCUCCCCAGGAGUCUCCCGUAUCGAGUAGCGCAGCCGAGACGCUAGAAAAGCGACCCGAGCAGGUGGGCGCCAUAUCCACCAGUCACGAGAGUCCGCGACAGAGUCUAUCGUCGCCCACAGAUUCGGUUGAUUCGGCUAAGAGCACGCCCUCAGCUUCACCCAAACCCCAAACGCAUGUGCCACUGCAGCCGCAGUUGCUGCAGAUGCGUCCGCAUCUCCAGGCGAAUAUUUCCGCUCAAGCGCCCGUCAGUGUGCCCGCCCACGUGCGGGUUAUGCGCCAGCAGCAGGCUCAGAUCAUUCCCGGCCAGCGAUUGCCAGUGGCCAGCAGCAGUGCUGCGAUGGCCACGAUGACCAGGAGCAUAGUGACCUCCACGGCGGGCACGAGUACGAUCACAGGGCGCCCUGUGGCCACCACGUUAACCAACUCGAAUCCCACUGUGGCGCAGCUGCAAUCCAUGGCGAAUGCCAUGAAUGGAGCAGGUGGUGGUGGACAAUUGAUAAUGACUUCUUCGGGUCAACUACUGGUCAUACCGACGGCCAGCAAGCAGGCAACGCAGCAUCAUCGCCCUGGUCAGCCCGGACAAGGUGUCAUCAUCCAGCAACAGCAGCCGGCGGAGUUGCAUCCCCAACCGGGUGGUGGUUAUAUCGUCAGCCAGCCCUCACCGGUGGCAGCGGCUAGCUCUAGCAGCAGCAGCAGCACUGUGAUCUUGAACUCCGGCGGAGCCAAGCUGCUGCACCACCAGAUUAUCACCUCGCAAGCUGGCCAGAUUAAUCAAGCGACUGCAGGAGGAGCAGGAAAUCAGACGCAGACGGUGCUACUCAACACACUGCCCAAUGGCGGUUACAUUGUCCAACAGCAACCGCAAUCGCAGACGCCACAGCAGGCGGAACAGAUCCUGGCGAUGCCACAACCGCCGCCGGCGCAAACACUCAUCAUCAGCUCGCCGGACACGAAGAGAAGAGCGCGGAAGCGCAAAAGCUCUGUAUGCCAUACACCGCCGCCGAGUGGAUCGCCCGCCAAAAUCAUUUCGCCUCAGAUCUCGCCCAGCAUCCCAAGCCAGGCUCCAGCUCUGCUUCACCAGCAGGCAGCUGCAGCGGCAGCUGCUGCACCACAAUUCCAACAGCAAUUCCAAUUGAGUCCUGGCAUUCAGGGCAUCGUGGUAAACAAACCGAAUCCUCCACAGCCUCAGCAGCCACAACAGCUUCUGCUUCAGAACGGUCAAAUCUUGCAACAGGUUAAUCUCAUUGGACAGCAGCUUCUCAUGCCGGCUGGACUGGUGAUGGGACCGGAUGCCACACUGUUACAGAUCCAGAAUAUGCCCUCAACCAGUUUGAUGACGCCGCAGGGUCCCGUGAUGCUGAGAACGCCAUCGCCACAAAACAAGCCCUCCUUCAUUUCCCCGAGUGCCGGGGGACAACAGUACUUAGUGGGCGCCAAUGGACAGUUGAGUCCCAUCGGUCAGAUCUACUCCACGCCCAUGGGUCUGGUCAUGCCAACCGGUCAGCAGGGAGGUGCAUCCUUUGUGCAGGCUAGUCCCACGACAACAACAAUACAGAUCCAGCAGCAGCCAGCCCCGCAGCCCACGCAGAUCAGUUUGCAGCCGGCACAGGCCACCUACAUGACCGAGACGGUGAUGAGUCGCCAGGGAACGGCCGCCAGUCCGCCGGACACAACAACCUGUAGUCCACGCAGUCCGGAGCGACCUUCCAGUCAUCGAAGCAGUGGCAGCGAUAUGGUGCAAUGCGUAUCCAGUUCGGAGCCGGAUGCAGCUGUCUCUCCACAAAGUAGUGAAAGUCGGCAGUCGCCCUCUUCGACGGACUGUGAGAGGAGCAUUUGUAAGAACAAUGUGUUUACCCAGCCCAGUGGGAUCUACAAGCACUCGGAGCCAAAGAUCAGACGCAUCCACAUUACCUCGCAGACGUCGGCGGAGAAUGGAAUUAGCCUGAUGCAGGGACAAGAGUCGCCCACCACAACGCAGCUGCUUACAUCAGUUCCAACUGCUCCACCAACAGUCGAGAAGACGACAAUCAGGACGCCCACGAAACGUUCGCGUCGCCCGCAACGUGGGGCUGCGCGUGCGGCGCCCUCGACGUCCGAUAGAAGUUUCCAGCUGCCACCGCGAUCCUUUGCCAUUGGGGAGCUGAUAUGGGGUCCGGCUCGGGGCCAUCCCGCCUGGCCCGGCAAGAUCGUCAAGAUGCCAGACGGAGUGUGCACGCCGUCGCAGCAGUUCGAUCACGUCUGGGUUCAGUGGUUCGGCGGCGGCGGGCGUUCGACCUCCGAACUGAUUCCGGUCAACUCAUUGCAGAGUCUCUCCGAGGGUCUGGAAGCACAUCACAAGGCCCAGAAGGAUACGAGAAAGAGCCGCAAACUGAACUCGCAGCUCGAGCGGGCCAUACAAGAAGCAAUGACUGAGUUGGAUAACAUUUCAGCCUCCACAACACCCGCAGCCACAUCCUCGUCAUCAGCAACCAUCACUGCUGUUCCCGCAUCAGCAGGACCUGCAGCUGUGAUUGCCGGACAGCAGCAGCAGUAUCAGCAGCAACAACAGCAGCAACAGCAGCAGUCGCCCUCUUCAACGAACAACAAAAUAAAUGGACUCGCGCGGAGCAAGCGGCAGGCGAACACAAGUGGGGCCAGCAUGGUGCUGACCACCAGCACGGCGGCCACAUUGAGUGGCCUCUUCAAUCAGCAGCGAGCCAAACCCAUACGCAUUGCGCCGGCUCCACCGGUGGUCACAACGGGCACGGGAAACAUUGGAACGAUACCAGCAUCUGGAGCAGCAGCAGCACUAGCAGCAUCAUCAGCAGCUUCAGCUGGAACCGGGACCACUUUGGCCCGUUCCGAGAUCCUGAAGCUGGCCAAAUGACCAGCGCUGUCGACGUUGUCGUCGACAGCCAGCUACACCCUCGUUAUCGGGCAUAAGUAGUGGGCGGUAGGAGAUGGCGGAGGAGAUGCCGCCAGGCCAUACAUAUAGCUAUCCAUAUGCGACGAUACGAGUACAUAGAGUUUAGUGUUAGGUGUCAGGCCUCAGCUUUGGAGUUUGUUGUUUUGUAUUCUUUAACAGACUCCCCGCUUAGUUGCGUCGCUGGGCGGCGCGCGCCACACUUUCGAAAUAGACAAUAAUAAAGCAGCAAGAUGAUGUUAAUGAAAAUCAAGUUACAAAGAGCAGUUCUAACAAUUAGCUAUAGGUUUGGCUUCUUAGACAAGCGCCUCGGCGCAAAAUUUGCGUUGUUUUGUAUAUAGUAAGCACCCCAAGCAACAGAUGUUCGUAUUUAAGUAUUUAUUUAUUGCAUAUAGAUUCUUGGUUUCUAUAGGUUUUGUUUUCGUUGCAAUUUAUAGACCUACCAAUUAUUUGUAUAAAUAGGUAACCUAAGCUGAUACUUAGCCACUAAGUUUAAAGAACAUCCACAACAAUUACAUUUGCCUUGUCAAGCAAAUAAUAUCAAAUCAAAAGCAGCUACUGAUUUUCAUUUAUUGUGAUUGCACAAAUUGUUUUUUAAUCUCUAGAAGAACAAAUUAUUUAUGUCAAACACAAACAACAAAAAAUACCAUGAGAAAAUUAGAACGGGUUGAGAUAAAUUAUAUUUAUAAAUUGUUAUUAUUUAUUUAGUUGAAACUAUUGUAAAAUUAUAAUUGUAAAACAAAAAAUGAAAUCACACUUAGCGGAACCACACGGAGCAAAUAAAAAGUAAAAAACAAGAGAAUUAAAUUGUGUUUAGUAUCUCCACUACUCGUUGAUUAAAUGGUAAGGGAAGGAACACUCCUCACAUUGUUUGGCAAAUACCACAAAACUACACAGAAGCAGAAAUGAGAAAAUAC